Molecule: messenger RNA, 858 nt
Organism: Ilex paraguariensis (yerba mate)
Lineage: Eukaryota; Viridiplantae; Streptophyta; Magnoliopsida; Aquifoliales; Aquifoliaceae
Source: the annotation of a GenBank genome assembly
AUGCAGCAAGACGCGGCCCGCCACCUGCGCCACACCCUGGACCACGGCCUGCCGCCCGGCGCCCAGGCCAUGCUGGGCGAACAGGCAGACAGCACCGCCCGCCUGCUCAACGGCAUGCAAGCAAAGCUGCAGGAACAGGAAAAAGAACAGCACGCCCGCAUCGCCAUCCACCACUACCACUGCGACCACCUGGGCACACCCAUGGCGCUGACGGACCAGACAGGCCAAGUGGCCUGGGCCGCAAAGCUGGACCCCUGGGGCAAUGUGCUGCAGGAGUACAACCCGCAAGGCAUCCACCAGGCAAUCCGGCUGCCGGGGCAGCACCAUGACAGGGAAACGGGGCUGUAUUACAACCGGCAUCGGUAUUACGAUCCGGUGGUGGGGAGUUAUGUGAAUCAGGAUCCUGUGGGGCUAGCAGGCGGAUUUAACCUAUCUCUAUAUGUUUCGUCGCAGCCCCUUGAUUGGAUUGAUCCUCUAGGAUUGGAUGGCGUUGCAAUUGCCGCUGAUAGGGCCGCAGGUCUUAACUCAGGAUCUCUUAUCGAUAGCAUCAGAAAUGCGCCUCGUUCUGAUGGCACGCCUUUGGGUGCGGGAUGUGGGGAUUCAAAGAGUGACAACUUUGUACCAGACAAACCAUUUGGGUUCAAUUUUCUCCCCGCGUGCCAAGCACACGAUAAGUGCUAUGGGAACAAGAGUGGACCUUCAAAGGAACAAUGUGACAAGUCCUUCAAAGAGGAUAUGCUAAAAGAAUGCAAAGAUAAAAGCUGGCCGAAAUCUAAAAUCUGCAAAGGCUCUGCAAACGAUUACUAUAAAGCUGUUGAUCUUUUCGGGGAUAAAGCAUUUGAUAAUGCAAGGAAAUAA